CCGAACUCGGAAGCGGGUGGGCCCUUUGGGCCGGCGGUGUUUUACUGUGUGUGUGGUAGUGGUCGCUCAGGUGCGGUUUGACGGGGUUGCUUGGGUUGUCACUGUUAUGAGGUUCCGCAGGAAAUACAGGACCACGACCGUGAUAAACCAUGAAGUCAUCGUCCAGAACCUUGAGGAUAUUGUCACCUUCCUGGUGAUGUUCAUCGUGAUGUGGUUCGUGAUUGAGGUCCCACCCAAGACCUUCAUCAUGUUUGUUGCUCUGCAGUACAAUGUCACCUAUACCAUUGAUGACAACAGUGAGCAAUUUGAUUUUUAUGACUAUGGUCCCAAAGACAUUGCCACAAUCAGCUUCUACAUGCUUGUAACUAUUAAAGUGCAUGCUGUAAUCCAGGAGUGCAUAUUAGAUAAAAUUAAUAGGUAUCUGCAGCUGUCAAAACCAGAGCAGAGCAAAUUCAAUGAAUCAGGACAGCUCGCGUUGUUCUACUUGUUUUCAUUUAUAUGGGGAGCAAGUAUUCUGAAUGCAGAAGAAUUCGCAAUGAACCUAACCUCAUUCUGGAAAGAUUAUCCCUUUUCUCAUAUGCUUUUUCAGGAAAAAUUCUUCUAUAUUUGCCAGAUAGCCUAUUGGCUUCAUGCACUGCCAGAGCUAUACCUUCAAAAGGUCCAAAAGGAAGAUAUUCCAAGGCAGCUAUGUUAUAUUUGCCUUUACAUUACUCAUAUCUCUGGUGCCUAUAUAUUAAAUUUGCAGCAUUUGGGGCUAAUUCUGGUGGUACCUCACUAUUUGGUGGAAUUCAUUUUUCAUGCCUUGCGUCUCUUCUACUUCCCUGAUGAAAACAUGCAAAAAGGAUUUAUCAUUUGGGCUUUACUUUUCAUAAUGGUGCGUCUUUUGACCCUAACUUUAUCUGUCCUCACCUUUGGAUUUGGUCUGGCAAGAGCAGAGGUUCCAGGUUUUUCCAUAGCAGACGGAAACUUCAAUACACUCCCUGUGAGGAUUGGCUGCCUGGGUGCUGUUUGUCUAACACAGGCCUGGAUGAUGCGGAAGUUUGUACAUUUUCAGCUGAAGAAAUGGAGAGAGCGUGUUAAGGACCAGAUUCCAGAGAAGAAAACAACUAACCCAAAGAAGAAAUGAGCAAAAAAGGAACCAGGCAAAGCUAACUUUGCCAAUGGAGCAGCAAAAACAGAAGAUGGAGCACCACCAAGAACAAGAAAAUCAAAACCAGUAUGAGGAUAUAAGCUAGUAUCAGAAGACAACAUUUGAUGGAAGACUGUUGACUUAAGAAAUUGACAUGGCAGAGCUUCUGCUUGGAUGUCUUCUUAUUUUAAUGGACACUAUCAGGUUAUAUUUUUAAAAUAUGUUUGUUGAUGACUGUACGUUUAUGACAAGAUCAUGUCUGAGGUACCUUGGUAGGCAUCUCCAAGUUUCACAACAGCUGAAUUGGCAUGAACUUCUGGUUCAGUGAUCGGAAGUUAUUACAUUUCUGUAGUAUUUGCAUUACAGACACUGCAGAAGGCUGUGUAAAUCUAUGUUUAUUUUAUUAAGUCUAUUUGUUUGUUUUUAGAAAAUGAGAAUGCUGUACCAAAAAGAUCUUACCGUGCCUGCCUGUCUCCCCUUCUCUUCCCUCCCCAAGAAUUUUUUCUUUCUUCAUCUUACAUGGAAUAACAGUUAUAUCUGAAGUAGCCUGGUAAAAAAGGAAACAUGUUCUAUACCUGAUUUCUCUUUAAAAAUUGCAGGUUUAGAAAGAGGACAAAUUCUGACAGGACAUCACUAAUCUUUCAGUAUGAAUGUGAGACUAAUCUUCAGUAAAGAUGCAAACCAUGUGCCUUGGGAAAAAUACUAGAUUGCCUGUUGGAUUUUGCAGUGGAUUGUACUGUCUUGUAUUCAGCAGGGAUGGGAGGAAGUAGCUGAAUAAUUUAUAAUAUAACUUUAGUCCUUUUGAAAUAAAAGCCAAAACUUCUGACUAUUUGUAAAGAGCCGAUUUCAUGUUUGUAGUUAGAUGUGCCAGAAAUUUUUUCUUCAACUGCUUGUUCCCUCCCCCCCCCUUAAGUUUGUAAUUAACAUUUUAAACUUCUGAGUCUAUUCAGAAGAUGCUCAAGAGAGGUACUCAAACAAUAUUGGAAAGAAUGUUUCACCAAGCAUAACCUUUUUUCUUUCUUAAGAAAGAAAAUCCUGUAGAUAAUAAUUUCCUUUAGACUGACUCAAGGGUUUCCACAGAAUCACAAAAUGAUUUUGGUUGGAAAGACCUUAAGAUCAUC
Molecule: messenger RNA, 2250 nt
Organism: Melopsittacus undulatus (budgerigar)
Lineage: Eukaryota; Metazoa; Chordata; Aves; Psittaciformes; Psittaculidae
Product: translocating chain-associated membrane protein 1-like 1
Exons: 11
Coding region: 107-1126 (339 amino acids)
Biological process (GO): protein insertion into ER membrane; SRP-dependent cotranslational protein targeting to membrane, translocation
Cellular component (GO): endoplasmic reticulum membrane
Source: RefSeq, a predicted model, not a curated record